Molecule: messenger RNA, 1290 nt
Organism: Chlorocebus sabaeus (green monkey)
Lineage: Eukaryota; Metazoa; Chordata; Mammalia; Primates; Cercopithecidae
Source: RefSeq, a predicted model, not a curated record
CUUCGGCGACUCGGCUGGAGCAAUCUGGACGCAGGAGAGCGAAGCUCCUCUGCACUUGACCCCAGGUGCGCCCCUCAGCGUCCCCGGCUCGCGGGGCGCGCGGGAUGGAGCGGGUUUGGGAGGCUGCGCCCGGAGGCCAAGCCGGGGCGGAGCUCCCAAUGGAGCCCGUGGGAAGCCUGGUCCCCGGGCUGGAGCAGCCCCAGGUCCCCGAGAAGGCGCGACAACCUGAAGGUCCCGAAAGCAGCCCGAGUCCGUCCAGGGCCAUGAAGAAGGCGGCGGGCGCAGGCCGGGAGCCCUCGAGCGAGAAGCAGCUGCCUUCGCCUCGCCCCGGGACCCCGCGCGUGCCGCCGCUCAGCCUGGACUACGGCGUCUGCCCCGAGCCGCCGUCGCCGGGACCCGCCUCGGUCAAGCUGCCCGGGAAUGGCGAGGCGCCCGGGGCUGAGCCUGCGCCCGGCGCCUGGGCGCCCAUGGAGCUGCAGGUAGAUGUGCUUGUGAAGCCCGUGGGCGCGGCCGGCGGCAGCCGCACGCCGUCGCCCAGGCCCUCCACGCGCUUCCUCACGGUGCCGGUGCCCGAGUCCCCCGCCUUCUCCCGCCAAGCGGACCCAGCGCACCAGCUCCUGCCGCGCGCAUCGUCCCUGAGCGGCACGUGGGGACGCGGCUCGACGCUGGCUGCAGCCGGGACGGAGAGCGGCCGCGACGCUGAGGGCCGGGCCAGCCCAGUGGAAGGAAGCUCCCCGGGCUCCCCCACGUGCUGCCGCUGCAAGGAGCUGGGGCUGGAGAAGGAGGAUGCGGCGCUGCUGCCCCGCGUGGGGUUGGAGGGCGACGAGAAGCUGCCCCGGGCAGUAACGCUUACCGGGCUGCCCAUGUAUGUGAAGUCCCUGUACUGGGCCCUGGUGUUCAUGGCUGUGCUCCUGGCAGUCUCUGGGGUUGUCAUUGUGGUCCUGGCCUCAAGAGCAGGAGCCAGAUGUCAGCCAUGCCCCCCAGGCUGGGUGUUGUCCGAGGAGCACUGUUACUACUUCUCUGUAGAAGCGCAGGCCUGGGAAGCCAGCCAGGCUUUCUGCUCAGCCUACCACGCUACCCUCCCCCUGCUAAGCCACACACAGGUGAGAAGGGGGUGGCCAAUCUAAGGGGGUACAGAUCCUUCUAGACCACAGAAUCCUAGCACUGGAAAGAAGCUUAAUGAUUGAGUCCAGCUCUUCAUUAUAGAAGUCACCAAGAUAUAGAGGAAUAGCAUGAUCAUAACUUCGUGUAGCCUCUAACUCCUGUGCUCAGGCGAUCCUCCUGCCUCAG